AGCUCAUUUCUUUUUCAAAGCUGCUGCCCACGUCACCAUAGAUUCUGGGCCCUAACUUCCCCUGCCCUGUACAGCAGGUGCGCUUCCCCUCCACGCACCGUCAGCGGGUACAGCCGCCUGUGCUCUGCACGCAAGAUGAGAAAAUUAGGGCUUCUGUUCUCUCCCCUUCUAAUGUGCUCCGACUGCCCGCCCGUAUCUGAUGCCCAUGUCUUUGUUCUGCCUCCCUCCCACGGCCAACGACAUUUUCUUAAGUCGUAGGAAAUGAGACUCUGAAAAGAAAAAAAGAAGUGGGGGACACAAGCCCAGGCUUCUUCCAGCGCUUGCUCAAUCACGUGGGGCCUCUCAGCCCUAAGGACAUGCCCUUCAGAGAGAAGGGGAUUUUCUCUCCAGGCCACACGGACCCAAACUUUUGGUUACCACGUGCCUGGCCACAGCCAGUCAGCAGCUCAGUAACGCGAUCGCCACGGCCUACCUCCCACCCACGAAGUGACAACAGGCUCAGCUGGAAGCACCGCAGCCCCGCCGCCGGGAGAAGACUGCGCCCGGACCGGAGAAGCGGAGAAGCUCGGAAACUGCACACGGCAGAGAUGAAGGGAGACGCUGGGACCGUGCUGUGCCCGGAGAAGUCCAAGCAGGAGGGACACAUCUGGGGCUCCAUGCGGAAGACAGCGUUCAUCCUGGGCUCUGGUCUGCUCCUGUCCGUGGCCUUCUGGAACUCGGUCACAUGGCAUCUUCAGAGAUUUUGGGGUGCUUCUGGCUACUUUUGGCAAGCCCAGUGGGAGAGGCUGCUGUGGAAGUUUGAAGAGAAAGAGUGGAUCCUCUUCAUAAUAGGCGCUGCCCUAGUGCCCGGGCUGCUCUUCUGGGCCUUCAAUGGGCUCCUACUUGUGGUGGACAUGACGGGAAGACCAACCUUCAUCUCCCGCUACCGGAUUCAGCUGGGCAAGAAUGAGCCUGUGGACUCCGUGAAACUGCGCCAGUCCAUCCGCACAGUUCUCUUCAACCAGUACAUGAUCUCUUUCCCCAUGGUAGUCUUCCUCUAUCCCUUCCUCAAGUGGUGGGGAGACCCCUGCCGCCGAGAGCUACCUACCUUCCACUGGUUCCUCCUGGAGCUGGCGAUUUUCACCCUGAUUGAGGAAGUCUUGUUCUACUAUUCACACCGGCUCCUUCACCGCCCAGCAUUCUACAAGCAAAUCCAUAAGAAACACCACGAGUGGACAGCACCCAUUGGUGUGAUCUCGCUCUACGCCCACCCCGUAGAGCACGUGGCCUCCAACAUGCUGCCAGCAACAGUGGGCCCCUUAGUGAUGGGCGCUCAUCUGUCCUCCAUCACUGUGUGGUUCUCCUUGGCCCUCAUCAUCACCUCCAUCUCCCACUGUGGCUACCACCUGCCCUUCCUGCCCUCCCCUGAAUUCCACGACUACCACCAUCUCAAGUUCAACCAGUGCUAUGGAGUGCUGGGGGUGCUGGACCACCUCCACGGGACUGAUUCUGUGUUUAAGCAGACCAAGGCCUAUGAGAGACACGUCCUCCUGCUGGGCUUCACCCCACUGUCAGAGAGCAUCCCCGACUCCCCAAAGAAGAUGGAGUGAGAGGGCCCUUGUACAUCCUGGCUGUCCCAAGAUUCUAAGGUGGCCUGAGGCCUCAUGAGUGCACCUAACAAUUUGCCCCCUUUAGCCAUAUACUCUUGAUGGCAACAUUAGGGUAGAGAGCAGGCCAGCUUUCUAGAAAAGGAGGGCCAAGGAUAGAGCCAGGGCUCUCCUAAACUACUGCUGGGACCAGAAAUGAGCUUGAAUAUAGAAAGCUCCCAAGGUUGGAGGUCCACCAGAGGGAGGAGAAACCGCUUUGAGCGAGGUACUGCCCAGUCCCCCACAUCCUCUGCUGGCGACUCCCUGUGACUAAGGAAGAUGCAGAGGAUAGAGAUGGCAGUGGCACAGGAGGCUCCGUGGACUCCAGGGGAAGUGGCUUCUGGUGCCAGAGUGGGGGAGCUAGGUACCACUUUGCUUCUGUGUCCUCAAAAACUUUGCUUACCCCUUCCUCUGGCCACAGCCAGGGCACCUUGGCCAAUAAUUAAAGGUCUCAGUUCUUUUUUUUUGGUACUGGGGAUCAAACUCAGGUCCCUCCGCUUGUGAGACAGGCAGUGGAACCACUGAGCUAAAUCCCCAGCCCAAUAGUUUUGUUUUUUUUUUUGGUACCGGGGAUCGAACUUGGUACCUUUCGCUUGCGAGGCAGGCGGUGGAACCACUGAGCUAAAUCCCCGGCCCCCUUUAUGAAGUAUUUUUAUAUUUUGUCACAAGCCUGUAAUCCAGGCACUCAGGAGGCUUGAGUAGGAGGAUUGCUCGAGCCCUAUUUGGGGCCAGCCUGGGCAACAGAGCCUAAGGCUCUAUUUCUUAAACACACACCAAAACUUUAAUAUCUGAUAGGGCCAAACCUCUAGGCCAGCGAUGGCGCAAACCUAGAGCUUUCAAUAAUACAAACAGCCCACUGCAGCACACAUGCUGUAGGCUUGCCACCUCUGCUCUAGGCAGAACUGUCAGGAAGGACUUCUUUCCCAUCAGCACCCGGAGCUCAGAAGCCUUCUGGGGUGAGCCACUCAACACUUCAUGGGCAGCAUGUCCCCUGGCCUUCUACCACCCUGCCCACCCACCUGACCUUGGUGGACUCAGGUCCCGGCCUAGGAUAGCUUACAGUCUUGGGUUGAAGUCCAUCAAAGCUCCAAGUUCUCACUGCUGUUGGCCGGUACCCAGCACCUGUUCCUUCAAAGAAGCAUCUGGAAAAAAGAGUCAAUCUUCAGUAUAUUUAAGAAGGGUAGGGGAUGAGAAGAGAGUGUGUAAAGAGGAAGGAGAAAAAGCCAUGCAUUUUUCCCCUCUAUAAGGUCGUUAGAUUUUGAGGCGCUGUAAGGGGCCUACAGGGACAAGAGACUCAAUUCUCGGGUUCCUUCUGGCACACAGGUGGUUGGUUGGUCGGUCCUUAAUAGAGGAGUUUAGCUCUAUCGUUUCUGCAUCAAACAGAAUGGCCCCAAAUUCCCAGCAGAAUAAACUAAUCUCCAUUUAUUUUAGUACAUACAGUAAAACCUUUUGCAAGCAUAAUUCCUUCUGGAAACGUUUGUAAUCCAGAGCACUUGCAUACCAAAGCAAUUCCCCCCUAAGAAAUAAUGAAAAAACUCAGAUGACUCAUUUCACAACCCACAAAUAUCCAUAUAAAGUAAUACUGCAAUAUACUACAAAAUAAUAGACAAGACAAACUAUAAGGAAAAAUAAAUUAACCUGCAUUUACCUCUGAAACCCUUCGUUGCUGGUGUGAGGGGGAUGAGAGGAGAGUUACUGUGUGACAACUUUCACCGUCACUAACAAUCACUACUAUCUGUUGGCUCAAUGGAAUCUUUUUCUUUUCCUGAAACUGUAACAAGGAACCUAUCCAAUGACACACUUUUGCCUCCUUUUGAGGAUUUCACAGAAAUGUGACGGUGCAGUCAUUAAACAGAUUCAUCUCAGCCUUAUUCAGCUGGUGCCUUUCUACAAAAUUCUGUAGUUUUUCCACAUCUCCCUAAUCGCAUUUGAAGCGAGGGAUUCCUCCUCCUCCUCUGCAGAUGAGACCUCCACAACCUCUUGCUGUUGGGAGAUGAUCACCCACAAUCCCGAAGCAAUGGAGACAGAGAGGAAAGGGUAGCAGGGGGAUCCCUGGCUCAGCUGUGAUCACGUGUUUGGCGUCACCUACUUGUAUUCCAAGUCAUUGCUCAUUUAUCAGGUUAAAAUUUAUUAGAAAUGUUCGCUAGUCUUGUGGAACUCUUGCAGAACAAGUUACUCACAAUCCAAGGCUUUAUAGUACUUCAGUUUUCUGUCCACUGCAGGACUUGUUCUGACUCAUGAUCACGACACUAAAAGCUAAGGCAGUACAAGUAGUCAGCAGCCUCUUGCAUAACCAUCCCUAACAGGAAUGUGUGGCAGUGAGGUUGGAUUAAUUCAUCUUCCUGUCCCCAAAGUACCAAUAAAUCUGCAGAAGCCCUGAA
Molecule: messenger RNA, 4006 nt
Organism: Heterocephalus glaber (naked mole-rat)
Lineage: Eukaryota; Metazoa; Chordata; Mammalia; Rodentia; Bathyergidae
Gene: Faxdc2
Product: fatty acid hydroxylase domain containing 2
Biological process (GO): lipid biosynthetic process
Molecular function (GO): iron ion binding; oxidoreductase activity
Source: RefSeq, a predicted model, not a curated record